Molecule: messenger RNA, 1528 nt
Organism: Fopius arisanus
Lineage: Eukaryota; Metazoa; Arthropoda; Insecta; Hymenoptera; Braconidae
Product: trafficking protein particle complex subunit 13
Exons: 3
Coding region: 289-1506 (405 amino acids)
Cellular component (GO): TRAPPIII protein complex
Source: RefSeq, a predicted model, not a curated record
UUGUCCGAACAUCAGCGUAACUUCCCGAGCUUCUCCGAAGUCGACACCAGUGGAAUCGAAGUACGUGUGAUUGUAAAACCUGCGAUUGCUGUAAAAAUGUGAAUUUUUCUUCAAUAAAUUCGAAGUACUGAGGCUCAGGCUGUUUUUCACCAUUUAUUUUGAUAAAAAAAAUGAGAAAUCGUGGAAAGGUGGAGAAGAGGCCCGGAAUGUAGCACAAAUGCCACCGAUUCAGGUUCCUAACCAGUCUGUCACUUGUCGAUAUUCAACGUGAGAUAUUAUUUUGCAAAAAUGGAGCCAAAGUUGAAGAGUGAACAUCUGUUGUCUUUGAAGGUGAUGAGGCUGACGAGACCCACGAUCGCCACUCCAGCUAUUGUGACGUGCGACUCAGCUGAUUUACCUGGUAAUACUUUGAACAAUGCCUUAAAAGAGGAUUGCACAGCUCUCCAGGGGAUGGAGGUCCUGGCAGUUGGACAAUUCAUGGUUUUACCUCAGAGUUUUGGAAAUAUUUAUCUAGGUGAAAUUUUUUCGAGCUACCUCUGUGUACAUAAUGGGAGUAAUCAGCUGGUGAAGAAUAUCAGUGUGAAGGCUGAUCUGCAGACGAGCACUCAGUCAAUUCGCCUGUCGAAUAAAAAUAUAAAUAUUGGGGAAUUGAUAGCGGACAGUACUAUUGACGAAGUCAUUCAUCAUGAGGUGAAAGAAAUUGGAACUCACAUCCUAGUGUGCGAAGUGAGUUAUACGCCGUCAGGUGCUGGCAGUAUUCCCCAAUCAUUCAGGAAAUUCUUCAAAUUUCAAGUAUUGAAGCCCCUCGAUGUUAAAACUAAACUCUACAAUGCAGAGUCCGACGAGGUUUACGUAGAAGCACAAAUAGAGAAUCUCACAGUUGGACCGAUUUGCCUAGAGAAAGUUGCACUGGAAUCUUCUUCAUCUUUAUUCGCAGUAACUACUUUGAACAGCAAUGAUCGGGGGGAGUCCAUAUAUGGGCGUGUUAACGUAUUAGAUCCAAAUUGCAGUAGACAAUAUUUGUACUGCUUGAAACCCCAACCCAGUCUUUUGAAGGACCCUAAGAUAAUGCACAAUGCCACGCAGAUUGGGAAAUUGGAUAUUGUGUGGAGGAGUAAUAUGGGAGAAAGGGGAAGACUGCAAACUAGUCAACUUCAGAGAAUGGCUCCUGAUUACGGAGAUCUCAGAGUUACCGCAAGAGAUAUACCGAUAGAAGUAUUCCUCGAGAGUAUAACGGAGUUCAAGUGCCACGUGAUAAAUACAUCGGAGAGGAGUAUGGAUUUAUUACUCAAUUUGGAGUCUAAUAGCUCAAUCGCCUGGUGCGGAAUAUCAGACAUAACUAUUGGAUCUUUGAAACCAGGAGCUUCCACUGAUAUUCCUCUGUGCCUCAUUCCAUUACAAACUGGUUUAAUUACAAUAUCUGGGCUUAAACUUGUUGACACUUUUCUAAAACGUGUGUACGAUUAUGAAGACCUGGCGCAAGUUUUUGUAUCGCAACUCAGUUGAAUGACACAUUAACAAAAUAAUU